GCCCAACAGAUACCUGGAGCCUCUGGAGGUAGCUGCUGCCGGGUCGGUCCACGGGGGCCAGGGCUAAGUACCUUCACAGAGUUCUUCCCCAUCCUCCUGCUCCAUCAACUGUACGCCUUCAGCUCUUCUUCUGUUUUGGAGUGUUUUCUAUUAUGGCGUUGGCAGAGAAGACAGAAGAAUGUCCUUUUGCAGAUAUCUUUAAUGAAGAUGAAGCUGAGAGAAACUAUUUGUUGUCCAAACCUACUUGCUUUAUUAUAUUUGGAAAACCAGGGUCUGGGAAGACAACAUUAGCCCGUAAUAUAGCACAAGCUUGGAAAUGUAUUCGUGUUGAAGCUUUAUCGGUUUUGGAGGAACACAUUGCCACCGAGACUGAAAUGGGAACUAUGCUCCAGUCGCUGCUGAUGAGCGGUCACAGCAUCCCGGACGAGCUCGUCACGAGGCUGAUCCUGGAGAAGCUCAAGUCUCCGGAAGUCUCUCACUUUGGUAUGUGCCUGUGUGCGUGUUGUGGCGACUAUGACUUAUGUCAGAGAGUCUCUGGGCAGAGGCAGCACAGUUCCACAGGGUACAUAUACAACAGAGACCAGUGGGACCCUGAAAUCAUCGAGAGCCGCAGGAGACAGAAGAAGGAACCUCCCAAAGACGGAAAAGCUGAAGAGGAAGAAGAGGAAGAAGAACAAGAAGAGGAGGAGGCAUUUAUGGCUGAAAUGCAGGUGGUGGCCGAAAUUCAUCAGUACCUGGUUCAGAGACCUGAGGAUUUCCUGGAGAACAUUGAAAAUACUGUGAAACUAUAUAAGGACAUCCUUCUUAGUGCUUUAGAAGAGCUAAUGGCUGAGCACAAUCCCCAGUAUCUCAUUGAGCUGGAUGGGAAUAAGUCCCCCGAGGAGCACUUCACGACAGUCAUAGAACGGCUGAAAUACCUGAAUCUUAGAAGAGCCGCCGUUAUCACCAAGCUGCAGAGUACAGAAGAAGAAAUGAAUGACAUAGUAGACACGGAAGAUCUGUUCCGUACACUCUCAUCUUACAAACUCAUCGCGCCACGGUACAGAUGGUGCCGCAGCAAGUGGGGGCGUUCUUGUCCCAUGGCCUUGAAGGAUGGGAACAUUUAUUCGGGAUCAGCCGAUUAUUCUGUGAGUUUUCUAGGGAAAAUGUACUGCCUUUCUUCUGAAGAAACACUAAGAUCAUUUUCGCUGAACCCCCGUCCCUGCCUUCUACCACCUAUGCCCAUCCCGCCAUGUAAAAUCUUUGUAUUUGGGCCUGUCAGCUCAGGGAAAACAACGCUGUGCAACCUGAUUGCAGAAUACUUCAAAGGCAAGGUAGUUGACUACGCUAAGCUUGUUCAGCCACGUUUUGAUGACGCCCGUGAAAAGCUGAUUAAGGACACCGUAAUGGAGGCCACCGCCACGGCUAUCAAAGCUGUGAGAGAGAAGCUGCUUAUGGAACAGCAAGCUAGGAAGCAAGAGGAGAGGAACUUGAGGGAACUGCAAAUUCAGUAUGCAAAAAAGGAAUACGAAGACUUCAUGGAUGACAAGAUGUUUAGAAGCUCUGAAGACUUGCAGUCUUUGGUGGGUGAUGAAGCAACUGCUCACGGCUCCCAGAAACUCAGCUCCUUAGACAGUGCCGAUGAAGACAAAACUAGGUCCGAGAACGCCCUUGCUGCAGACAUGGAUAAAGAUGUGUCCACAGAAGAGUCCAUAGAAGAAGUGAAUGAGAACCACCCUGAGGUGCUUUCCCUCAUAGAGGACACUCUGAAACAGGCCAAGGAACUGAACUUUGAGCAGCCGUAUGAGAAACAGGCUGAGCUGCUAGAGGAAAUCAUCAAAGAGGUAACAGAAGACAACAAGAACAGGUUUCCUGGUGCCCAAAAAUAUGGAGGAUGGAUUGUGGACAACUGCCCUGUUAUAAGAGAUCUGUGGAUGGCCUUCAUUGAAAAAGGAAUUGUACCUGAUUUGGUUAUCUCUUUUACAGAUGCAGAUAACAAUGGAAAAUGUUUUUUAAAUAGAAUGUAUUUAAAGCAUAAGCCAGAGAUUGAUGCUAAGAUUUUAGAGAGAUUACAAGAUGAACUGCAAAUCAAGAAAAAGGAAGAGGAGGAAAUACGAAAAGCCAAAGAAGAGGAAAUGAGACUAGAAGAAGAAAAGCAGAGGCUGAUAGAAAGUGUGGCCAAGAAAGGAAAAGAUGUUGAAGAGCCUGAUAAUGAAGCCGAGGAGGAGGUUGAGGGAGAAGAUUCUGAAGCCCAUGAAGAGCCUGAGGCUCCUGAGAUGCAAGAGGAAACCCGAGGGUCGCUGAUACCUGAGGAGUCUGAAGCUGAGGUCCCGGAAGCUGAGCAUGAGCCUGAACCAGUCCCUGAGCCUCCUGAGGAAACUGCUGUUGAAGCCGAAAUUCCAAAGGAACCCAAAGAGGUCAUGGAACCUGAAGAAGCAACUGAAGCAGUUAUGCUGCCGGAGUUCCCAGAGGACGCUUACCCCAGUGUUCCUGAGAUGGAGCCACUGAAGGAAGAGCUGAAUAAUUACCUCCUCAUGUGGAAACAUACGGAGCAGAUCAUUACCGACAAUCUGAUUCAAAUAUUAACAUUGGAUAUUUCCAACAAAACACCAAAGGAACUGCUUCAAAAAGUAGUUGAGACAAUGGAAAAGCCUUUUCAGUAUACUGCAUGGGAACUGAAUGCUGAGGAUUACGAUGAAGAAGCAGAAGACUACCAGGCAGAGACCGAAGUCGACGAGGAGCAGGAGGAAGAGGAGGAGGAAGAAGAGGAGCCUGGCAACACAGACGAGGCUGUUAAGUACCGAGAAAAGAUAUACUACUUUUCAACUGCUGAGGCCAAGGAAAAGUUCCUGGAGCAUCCUGAGGAGUAUGUGGCCCAGAACGAGCCAUUAAAGGCUCCUCCCAUCAGGCUCUGUCUUCUGGGUCCCCGUGGCUCCGGCAGAACUCAUUGCGCCAGAAUAUUGGCAGAAAACUUCGGCGUUUUUCACAUUCAGUUUGAUGAAUUUCUCCAAGAAAAAAUGCUGCUCAAGGCUGAAAGGAAAUUCGGGCCCGAGUUUGAGGACGAUUCCGAGGAGGAGCAAGCCACAAAGCAAGAACUGGAAGAGCUUGCCGUUCAGGCGAACGUGAAAAUUGAAGAAGAAAGCACAAAGAAGCAGCUUCCAGAUGUGCAGUUAGCAGAAGAGGAGGAGGCAAUCAAGCUGAGUCUGACAGAGAAUGAGCCCCUGACGUCGGAAGUUCUGGACCCCAUGCUUUCCGAGUGGUGGCUUAAAGAACCGAUGCGCUCCACCGGCUUCAUCCUGGACGGUUUCCCGCGGUACCCGGAGGAGGCCCAGUUUCUAGGAGAGCGUGGCUUUUUCCCAGAUGCCACUGUUGUAAUACAAGUAGAAGAUCAAGACAUCUUUGACAGGCUCCUUCCGGCACAAGUUCAGAAGUGGAAAGCGAAACAGCGCAAGAAAUCAGAACGGAAAAAACUCAUCAAAGACUUGAAGACAAAAAUCAGGGACGAUAUGGUUGCUAAGAGAAGAGCUGAACUUAUCUCAGAGAGGGACAGAAAGAGGAGAGGGGACAGCGCUUUCCGAGAUGAUGACGAUUUCAGUGACGAUGAGCCUGAUGAAGAGGAGGAUAUCGAAAACAUCCUGGAAGAAGAGUUCCCGAAAGACGAGGAGGAGAUGAGUGAGGAGGAUGAGGAGCAGGAAGGAGAAGCUGUGGAGCGCCUGCGAAGCGAGAUGGGAGAAAAGUUUGAAACCGAAAUGAAUAAUCUGCAAAUGAUACAGGAAGAAUUUGAGAAGGUUCUGGUACCAAUAAUUACAGUUAAUGGAGCUAGGAAACUUAACAUUGUGCAAUAUGUAUUGAACUCGAAAUUGAAGCCGCUCGUGGAAAACCGUGCAAGCAUUUUUGAGAAGUGUUAUCCAGUGUCCCCACACCUUGCUCAUAAAAUGCUGACCUUCACCUACAAAUACAUAAGCUCAUUUGGCUACUGGGACCCUGUAAAGCUAAGUGAAGGAGAGACAAUCAAGCCUGUUGAGAAUGCAGAGAACCCUCUUAACCCUGUCAUCCACCGUCAGUAUAUUUAUUUUUUAUCUAGUAAACAAACCAAAGAAAAAUUUAUGAUGAACCCAAUCAAAUACAUCCGGCAACCCAAACCCAAAGCUUCUAUGCCUGUCAGAAUUAUGAUUGUGGGGCCUCCCAAGUCAGGGAAAACCACAGCGUUGACUUAUGGAAGUGGGUGCUCUGAGGUAAUGCACAUCAUUGUAUCUUCCUGA
Molecule: messenger RNA, 4241 nt
Organism: Alexandromys fortis (reed vole)
Lineage: Eukaryota; Metazoa; Chordata; Mammalia; Rodentia; Cricetidae
Product: adenylate kinase 9-like
Exons: 31
Coding region: 153-4241 (1362 amino acids)
Biological process (GO): nucleobase-containing compound metabolic process
Cellular component (GO): cytoplasm
Molecular function (GO): AMP kinase activity; nucleoside diphosphate kinase activity; ATP binding
Source: RefSeq, a predicted model, not a curated record